UUUUUUUUACGCUUGAGUUUUUACGAUUGAGAUACGCAUUAUGAAAUUGAAAUGAAAUGAAUAUGUUUGAAAUAUUUUACGGAAAUGGGAACGGAAGUUUUAAUGCAAUCCAAUGCAGUGAUAAAACAAUAGGCUUCUAACCUCAACUUGUAUCUAACAUAACUUUAACCUAACUUUAUGCUAUCACCAAUUGACUAUAUCAAUUUCACAGACGUAUGCUUAGGAACGAUGAAAGGGACUCGUUGGAAUGCAUAAAUCCCAGUUUUCCUCAUUGCUUUUUAUUUGCGUGUGCAUAACAAUAUUUAUAUACGAUGAAUCAUAUACGUGAGUGUCGCUGGUGCUAACUGCGCAUACAGCGCGAAUUGUUCCUCCAUUUGUGCGAAUAUCGGACUUGUAUUUUGAGCGAUCUUGCAAAACGUUGGUUGUCAUUGAACAUCGAUGUCAAAUUAAUGAAUUUCUUAUAAGGAAUUUGUCGUGAACACGUGUGAAAUCGGUAUUCACGUUAAUUGCAAUUAAUAACAUCAAUUAAUGAGCUGUGUUGUUUUGUUCAGGAAUAUUGUUUUUAUAUACAUAUACUCGAUGUAAAUAUGUGACAUAUAUUUUUAAUUGUAAUCCAUCAUCACCUCAUCUCGAAUUCAACAUUAAUCUGCCUUAAGGAUAUAUAAUACUUUGUGAGUAUUCUUUGAUCGACCUAUUAAAAUGGAAAACGAAGAGUGCUUUGAACCAAUCUUGAGCUCUGAGGAGGAAGACAAUUUUCAAAAGUUGAACACUAUACCAAUCGUGUUGAUUCCAUGGUUUUUUGGAGUCUGUAUUCUAAUUUGUGGGAUUACGUUUAUAUCUUUAUGGUCAGAGGAAUGGUACAAAUGUGAAACGUAUUUUAUAUACUUGUACUUUCACUGUGCCUAUUGGCUAAUAGUAAUGACAAUAGAUCAUGUUAUUAAGAUCAAACAUCAUAAUUUACGUAUUAAUGGAUACCUAGAAUUCUAUCAAUCGACAUAUCAACUUAUAAGGAUGCCUCUUUUCAUCACAUCGUUGUGGAACACGUGCUACUUAUUUCUAGUUGUGAUUUUGCAUCACACGCAUAAAGAUGACUAUGAACAGUAUUGCAGAACGUCCAAGUGGAUCGCACCAAUUAGUUAUAUUUGUUUCCUAAGUACUUUGGAACUCGUGAUAGUACUCGCGAUUUAUACGAGUUAUAUGGAAAAAGUUAUGAAAUUCAAUCAAUUACGUCCACCGCCCGAUGUCACUCGCGAUGAAUGGCUGUCGCCCUUUACACAGGAUUCCUAUUCUGGAAUGGGGGAAGUUGGGUAUCGUCAGAGGGGAAGGAAUUUAGAGGAAUUAUUAGAAAAACAGACAGACAUGAUAAGAUACCUGAAGGAUCACAAUGUAAAGCUAUGUCAUAGAAUAAUGUUAUUAACAUCUCAACGUAGAACAACAGAAACUUAAAACAAUAAGAAUUGUGAUUACAUAUCUCUCGAAUGAAAAAGACGCUUAUUAUUAUUUAUGUGAUGUUUUUAUCAGAGAUCAAUAUUUUUCAAUUCUUUAUACAUAAUACGUCUUUUAAAAAAAUUUAAUUAAUUAUUCAAUAAUGAACAUUAUAUAUUUAGAAAAUUUAAAUUGCAUAAAUUAAGAAUAUUUAUUAAUUUGUUAAAAAUACUUUUCUUUUCUGGCAUUUCACAAUUAUUUAAGUUAUAAAAAGUUACUUCUGUUUUACAUAACACUUUAAGACAUGUCUAUCUGCUGCA
Molecule: messenger RNA, 1745 nt
Organism: Pogonomyrmex barbatus (red harvester ant)
Lineage: Eukaryota; Metazoa; Arthropoda; Insecta; Hymenoptera; Formicidae
Product: transmembrane protein 192
Cellular component (GO): late endosome; lysosomal membrane
Source: RefSeq, a predicted model, not a curated record